Messenger RNA from Manduca sexta (tobacco hornworm), 1492 nucleotides. RefSeq lists its product as uncharacterized. NCBI's taxonomy places the organism in Eukaryota, Metazoa, Arthropoda, Insecta, Lepidoptera, Sphingidae. The transcript is spliced from 3 exons. Bases 51 to 674 code for a protein of 207 amino acids. The record is from RefSeq and is a predicted model, not a curated record.
GCUCACGUUGGUCUAUUAAAAUCAUUUGAUUGUUAGGAUUGUGUUUUAUAAUGUGUUCUGUAAUAUUCGCUGCAUCGUUUGCUUUGAAUUUUGUCAUAAUAUCUUCACAAGAUCAUUCACGCCUUUAUGGUGGUGGAGAAGGAAGUAUCAACGCGAAUACCAAUAUAGCAAACAGAAAUCAGAUACCUCAAUACAACAUAACGUACAUAGACAAAGUAGAAAACCCACUGCGAGUGCCAGUUAUCAAAGAAAAUUUUGAAGAACAUAAAGUAAGACGGAAGCCUAUCAAGAAAUCACCGAAACGAACAAUCCAGAAGAUAAUAAAGAAAAAUCGCGUUAAGACCAAAAAGUUUUACAUACAUUUGAUGACACACAAACCGACGCAGUCACCAGCUAAGCCAGAAUACGACAAUGUUUACGCACAAGAAGAACAGCAGUGGAAGGAUGAUCAACCGACCACCCAGGCUAAUCAGAAGAAAAGACCAAGAAAAUGGAACCCUAAAUUCGCGAGGUAUCCCAUGCCAUUCCAAAAGAUGCAGAAAAGAGACAACUAUAGGUAUAAAAGGGAUGCAGAUAGGAAUAUGUACAUACUAAAUGACUUAGAUGAAAUUGAAUUUUUAAGUAGUGACAAGGAUUAUCAUGUUGUAAAUGCACACGUUAAAAAGUAUUGGUAACAAUGAUUAAUGGUUACUUAAUACAUUUUUGCACAAGCCAAAGUCAUGUAAUCUUUGUUGCCCAGAUUAAAAUAUUUUGACUGACUGCUAGAAUAAAAUAAAGUUUUUAAUUUACGUAAUAUUAGGUUCGAUUAUUGCUACAAUAUACGCUACAAGUGAAUUUGGUCAGCACUUUAAUGUUAAAACGUGACUAAGAAGUUGUACUUCAUUAGUAUAAAACUACUUGUAUAAGCUCUGGAAUUAAAGCACGUAAGGCCGUUGGUGCUGUGCCUGACUUCUCUCCGGUCAUCUUAGAUUGCCGUCUCACCUGACUAUGAGCGUGGAGGAACGGAAAGUGCACCUGUGUAUUGCGCACACACUUUUCCACUUUAAUAUUUCCUGCGCACCUGACUGUUAGCCGAAGUUCGACAAGAAGAAAUAUAAGUUAUAAAGGUCUGGCAUUCCUAUAUAAUCCAUAAUCAAUUACAUAUUAUACAUAUUGAUGUAUUUGUCACUUUUAGUAAUAUAAUAUUGUGUCUAUUGGAUAUAUUUAGUUUAAUGAUGGUAUAAACAAGUUUUAUAAUUUAAUGAUUUUUAUUUAAGAGUUGAUGAUAAUAUAAUAAAACCUACUACGUCAUUCUUAUUCUAUUGCAACAGCCACAUAUAAAAUCAUGCUUUUUCCUGUUUAAAACGUAGGCUGAGUUGUAAAACAAUUACUUUUCGCCAGUCAUUUAUCCCAUGUAAUACGGAGCGAGCCUAAAUUAAUUUAUCAUAAUCAUAUUAUUGGCACUUUUUCUGUUACAAAUGUGAAUUAUCCUAAUAAUAUAAAUGGGACUAUU